Messenger RNA from Anolis carolinensis (green anole), 4493 nucleotides. RefSeq names its product SHC adaptor protein 3 (gene shc3). NCBI's taxonomy places the organism in Eukaryota, Metazoa, Chordata, Lepidosauria, Squamata, Anolidae. Bases 1779 to 3659 code for a protein of 626 amino acids. Gene Ontology annotation, molecular function: receptor tyrosine kinase binding. Gene Ontology annotation, cellular component: plasma membrane. Gene Ontology annotation, biological process: intracellular signal transduction; cell surface receptor protein tyrosine kinase signaling pathway. The record is from RefSeq and is a predicted model, not a curated record. The transcript is spliced from 12 exons.
GAAAUGCUGGUAUGCUAGCCAGCCUUUUCAUUCAGACAGACAGAAUUCCAUUCACAUUUUUCUCGUUUUUCCCCUCCUCUGCUUCUAAUGAAGGGAAUCAUUUCUGAAUGGCAGAGAUUUCGGCUUGUGGCUGAACACAAGACUCGAAAAUGAUCUAUAGAUUGUGUAUGUUUGCUGUUACUAGGGUAGCAGGAGGAAGGGGGAGAAAUGAAUGCAGUGUGGAUGCUGUAGCAGGUUUGCAGGGUGAUGAAAGCCUAUUCUUUGCAGAUCACUAGAAACCUUUUUUUCCACAAUGAGUAGGACAUUUUCAUUCAUCGCCACUGGAAUCAGAGAUGCUGCUUUUCCUUUACGUCUCAUCAGUUUUUCUCAAUAGUUACCUGCACUGAAAGAUAGGAUUGUGUGAUUGUCUUUUAUGUAUUUCAGCCUUUAGUAGGGAAAGAAGUGUGGAUUGUAUGCUGCAGUUUUAAUUCCUUUGCUUUGUAAUAAAAAGUUGUGGUGCCAUCAUUUGGAAUCUGUUUAGUAUAGUUCUUCAGCUUCUGAAUGUACUGUAUACAUAGAUUUCACUCAUUUAGUCGAUUUCUGUGCUAAUGUUGAAUUUUGCAUGCUUGUAAGAAUUGGGUGAAAUAUAUUUUAUGGUGUAUUAGUUAUUCUUUCUUCCAAACAGGAAUUUUAGGUGUAUUUUAUGAUCUUUGUGAAUUGAAGUGGAUUUGUUCUUAUAUUGGAAAGUGGGGCAUUGCUACAUUGCUUUAAGUACUUUUAAAUAGUUUCCAGGUAUCAGGUUUCUAUAUUUAAGAUUAGCACUGAGAAAUAAAAUUAAGAUGUCUUUUGCUGUGGAUUGUUGGAGUCAAGGGUAUCUUGUUUCAGAAUCCUCUAGCCACUGCCACUUAAAUCUUUGAAAAAUAAUGCUUUUCCCUCUUCAUACCGUGGAGAAUUUCUAAUGAACUAACUUUGGCAGUGGGAAAAAAAGAAAAAGAAAACAGGGUUGUAAGGAUUUCUUUGAAAACCUAAAACUAUGGUAUAGGGUUUAUAUGAGCCAAAACUGGGCAAGGAAAACAUGUUUUAAUUGAUGCUUUGCUUUCCUGAAAGAAAACACCUGGAUUCAAUUCAGUUUUCUCACUUGACGUUGAAUGUGGGAUGAUACUGAGUAGUUUGCUUGUCUGGAAGCCUUUUCAGAUAUUUGUAUGCUGGAGUGUUUCUGGUUUUCUGUUUGUUAAUGGAUUCCUUUCUAAUCAUGGCACAAAUUAUAGAGUGAUUGGAAUAGGAUAAAAAUAGUUGGGAUGGCAAAAAAAGUUCACGCAGUUACUUAGAGCCACUGCAGGCACUCACUUAUGAAUCCAGAACAAGUUGUAUGGGGAAUAGGAAGAGAAGCUGAGUAUAGAAUGCCUAUUUAAGAUAGGAAAGGGGAAUUUGAGAAUUGAUUGGUGGUGGUGUGCUGUAAGUGGGUGGAUUUUUUCCCUACAGGAAGUGAUUUGCAGCGUUCACUGAGCCUUUUGUUGAAAAGGGUCCUUCUCAUUUGUGUGAGUCAUGCUUUUGCUGUGAGAGACUUGGCUGCUCUGAGCAGGAAUGGAGUCUUUCUCUUGCACAGAAAACUAUCGCUUCACGUAGCCUCAUCAUGGAACCUUAACCAAAAUUCCUUUAAAUUUUAGUGGGAACCCCCCCCCCCGCUCCCCCAUAAAUAAGUGUUUACUGUCGACCUUUGAUAUUCUGAAUCGUCUGCUAUGUUAGUCCAGGAAUCCUCUGGUUUGGCAGAAGAUAUGCAAGGUUCCAGAUAGAAGGGCAUGCUUCAACGCACCAAGUAUAACCGCUUCAGGAAUGAUUCGGUGACAUCGGCGGAUGAUCUUUUCCAUAAUUUGUCCAUGAACAGCAAGAUCUCAGCAAUUGAUGCAGCUCCGACGCCAUCUCCAUACCUGGCCUCACCUGGGAUUCUCCAGAAGGACCAAGAUGGACCCACCACCUUUUGCACGCUUAUGCAUAAAGUGUCCCACUUGAAACUCUCCCACACAGGCAGCCUUUUGGGCAUCAAGAACCUCUCCUCUGCAGUGAAGGAGCUCGCUGGCUCCAAGUUGCAGGGCAGCUCAGCAGCAGAGGCUUCAGACAACUCAUGUAACCUUGCCUCUGCCACUCCGUCUUCUCAGCAAGACAAGACCAAGAUGAGCACAGGGAAAAAAACAUGGCCAGAAGAAAUGCACUUGGGAGGAGAAGACUGGAAUCAAGGUAACAGCAUUGCCAGCAAAGCCUCCCAAGGGUGGCUGCAUUCAAAUGAGAAGAUCCUGGGACCCGGAGUGACGUACAUUGUGAAGUACUUGGGAUGUAUAGAGGUCUUGCGCUCCAUGAGGUCACUUGAUUUUAAUACAAGGACACAGAUUACAAGGGAAGCUAUCGGCCUUAUCUGUGAAGCUGUGCCAGGAGCGAAAGGAGCCUUUAAAAAAAGAAAGCCACCAAGUAAAGUUCUCUCUAGUAUCCUGGGGAAGUGCAACCUUCAGUUUGCAGGAAUGAAUAUAACUCUGAAUAUAUCUACCACUAGUUUAAACCUGAUGACACCUGAUUCUAAACAGAUUAUAGCAAAUCAUCAUAUGCAGUCUAUUUCCUUUGCCUCUGGAGUAGAUGUGGAUACAACAGACUAUGUUGCAUAUGUAGCAAAGGACCCUGUUAAUCGUAGAGCAUGCCAUAUCCUGGAAUGCUGCGAUGGCCUGGCCCAAGAUAUUAUCAGCACUAUAGGGCAAGCUUUUGAACUUCGUUUUAAGCAAUAUUUGCAGUGUCCCUCCAAGAUUCCUGCUCUUCAUGAUAGGAUGCAAAGUUUGGAUGAACUUUGGAUGGAAGAAGAUGGUGAACCAGCAGAAAAUCCCUAUUACAACAGUAUUCCAAACAAAAUACCUCCUACUGGUGGCCUAGUUGAUGUGAGGGUCAAAGCCAAGCUCCCCUGUGUUUCAGACUCUGCUCAGUCUGCAUCAGCAACGGGAAGAGAGCAAACCUACUACCAGAGUCAACACAUAAGAGACCUAUUUGGUGAUGAAUGGCAACAGGGACCCAGUCGUCAAGGGUCUUUGGAUAUGUGUAGCAUGCCAGAAGGAAAAUCUAAUAUGACCUCACCAGGAGAGAUGCCAACAUAUGUGAAUACAAAACACAUAAAUAUGGAAACUCUGCAGGCUCUUCAGGCAGAAGCUGAACUUCUGCUUAGUGGAACAACCGAAAGUACCAAAGAUUGCAGCCCAGCAAAAGAUCUUUUUGACAUGAGUCCAUUUGAAGAUGCCCUCAAGAACCAAACACCUGGGCCCAUUUUGAACAAGGCUACCUCAGUUGAAUGUACCAGUCCUCUUCUGUCCAGAGCAGCUGGUGCAGCAGUAGCAGAAGAACUGAGCACAGAACCCUGGUAUCAAGGAGAAAUGACUAGAAAAGAAGCAGAACAGCUGUUAAAGAAAUGCGGAGAUUUCUUGGUUCGGAAAAGUACUUCCAACCCAGGUUCCUAUGUGCUGACUGGGCUACAUAAUGGGCAGGCCAAACAUCUCCUCUUGGUGGACCCUGAAGGAACUGUUCGUACGAAGGAUCGUGUAUUUGACAGCAUUAGCCAUCUCAUCAACUACCACCUUGAGAAAAACUUGCCAAUUGUCUCUUCUGGGAGUGAACUCUGCCUCCAUCAGCCAGCAGAGAAAAAACAGUGACCGCUUCUCUACACUCAUUCAUAACCUACCCACCCUAAGAUGUCCAACUCUUGUUUCUCAUGAGCCACAACCCAAAAGGAACUGCAAGUCUAUGUCCAAAGAGGGAAAAAUUGAACCUGUUAACACUUUCUGUAGAUUAAAGAAAUCCCAUUGUUUGUGACACCAAAAGAAGUAAUUUUUCUGACUUUCUAAGGAUAGACAAACUGAUAAAAAUAUCAGGUGGGAGGGGGUUUCUUUACAUUACUUCAUUUAAAGUGUUCUCAUCCCUAACUAUGAAUGCUGACUGUGUACACACACGCACACACACAUUCUUUAUAAAUACAGUAGAUAUUUAUAUUUUUGAAGCCAACCUGCUGAAGACAUGGAACAAAAUAUGUCCUUUUCCAUGCAUUUUUAACUGAGGAGAAGAUGCCAGUUUUGUGGGAUUGAGAAGAAAAUAUAAAUAUCAAAGUUCAGGAGAAAAUCCACACUGAAAACUUUAAGGGUAGUUUUAGAUACAAUAAGCACAACAAUAGAGAGAAAAAACAGAUAAAAUGCAAUUAUUAAAAAGAAGAUAUGGGGAUAGGGAACAAAUAUAAGAGCUAGUAUUCCAACAGGAAAAUUUUAGUCUGAAGCUACUUUUGAAAACAUGAUUAAUUGUCUCUUAAGUAAAUGAUGUCUUUUCCCCUCUUUCAAAUGUCCCAUUUAAAUUCUUAUAUAAUGCUACUCCAAAUUGUUUGUAACUUGCUUUGACUUGAUGUGAUCUCUCUGUGUAUGAGGUACAUGCUUUGAUUUUUCUAAUAUACCUUAUGAUAAAACUUUGAUUUAUUAAAACAGUGUUCAGUAUUAAGAUUC